AUGUCGUCCUCCCGGAAGAAGCCCCCAGCAACAACAUGGAGCGACCUCAGCAUGACGCGAGCACAUCCACCUGAAUCGGCCGAAUCUUCUAAUCCAUCCUCACCGACCCAGAGGUUCUCCCGCACACAAAGCAGUUUAAGUAACGAUGAGAGGACACCGCUUCUCCCGAGUGCCGGCCGGUCUCGAAUUCGGGUUCAGGAUAUGAACAACGCCAGCAGCAAUAGCAAUAGCAACAACCCUCCGAGUACGAAACCCCAUCUCUCACGACAUGCGAGCCACAGUGGAAGUCUGCGAAGUGCGCGGCACCACAGUCGAGCAGGAUCGUGGAGCCACCGACUAGUCGGGGCUCUCUCCAAAAAUGACUCUAUGGUGGAAUCCAAGAGUGGCCUCAAUGCAGACGACCGAGUGUGGUACGACCAGUUUACCUCGACCGACUGGGUGCAUGACAGUAUCGCCGAUGCUUAUCGAAUAAAGGCGCUUCGUAGCAGGAAGGACAUACGAGGUCGUAUUAAGGCAGCUUUCGACGGAACGCAGGGCUGGAUUCUAAGUGCGUUAGUAGGAAUUCUUACGGCAUGUAUGGCCUAUGCUGUGGAUGUCUCAGAGGCACCGGUUUUCGACUGGAAAGACGGCUACUGCAUGAGAGGUUUCUUCAUUAGUGAGAGGCAUUGCUGCCCUGGUGGAGGACCCUGCGAAGCCUGGAAAUCCUGGUCAAACUACAUCCAAAUUUCCCAUGUCCCGGAGUACAUAGUUGAAUUUGUCAUUUAUGUCAUCUUGGUCGUGGCAUUUUCAACACUGGCCUGCUUACUUACGCUUACGACUAAGACGGUUGUGCCAUCGACAUACCACCUUAGCACGCUUGAUGAGAACCUUGCUGCGGAAUCCAUAAAACCAGGCCAGCAGCAUGACGGAACGUCUAGCCCUAACUCAAAUGAAGUAAAGUCAGAACCUAUGAUUUACUACUCAGCUGCGGGAAGUGGCGUCGCUGAAGUCCGUGUCAUUCUGAGCGGCUUUGUUCUCCACGGAUUUCUUGGCGUGAAGACCCUGGUGGUCAAGACUGCUGCGUUGAUAUUAAGUGUUGCCUCUGGCCUUAGCUUGGGCAAAGAAGGGCCCUUUGUCCAUAUUGCAACUUGCGUGGGCAACAUUGCUUGCCGGUUAUUCGCAAAGUAUGACCGCAACGAUGCUAAACGUAGAGAAGCCCUUUCAGCAGCUGCCGCAGCUGGCGUUGCUGUUGCCUUUGGAGCUCCGAUAAGCGGAGUUCUCUUCUCUCUUGAAGAGGUUGCAUAUUUCUUCCCAGCGAAGACCCUAUUCAGAACGUUCUUUUGCUGUAUUACGGCAGCACUGUCGCUCAAAUUUCUCAACCCUUACGGCACAAAUAAGAUUGUCAUGUUCGAGGUCCGCUAUUUGUCGGACUGGAAAUUUUUCGAACUCGGCCUGUUCAUUAUAAUCGGUAUGCUUGGAGGAGCCUGCGGUGCUAUCUUCAUUAAAGCAUCACGUUCUUGGGCAAUAUCCUUCCGGAAGAUCCCAAUAAUUAAAAGAUGGCCUCUUGUUGAGGUCAUGUUGGUUGCCCUUUUGACCGGACUCGUCGGGUACUGGAAUCCAUACACGAAACUUUCGGUUGCAAAGUUGCUUUUUAACCUCGCUAGCCCUUGUGACAUGCCGAAGGCAGACGCCAUGGACCUUUGUCCAGGGACAAUUGAUGAGAUAUUCCCGGUCGUCAAAAGCCUAACUAUCGCAUUCUUCAUUAAGGGAAUUCUCACAAUCAUCACAUUUGGUAUUAAACUCCCAGCGGGAAUUUAUGUUCCGUCUAUGGUUGUAGGUGGUCUCUUGGGACGGUUGGUUGGUCAUUUGAUGCAAUGGGUUGUCCUCCGAUUCCCGGAUUCGGCUCUCUUUGGAGAUUGUGCUGCACAUGAAAGUGGCGCCUCCUGUAUUACCCCAGGUGUAUACGCCCUUAUUGCGGCUGGUUCCACGAUGUGCGGAGUAACACGAUUGUCGAUUACGCUCGCAGUCAUUCUGUUUGAAUUGACGGGGAGUCUGGAUUUCAUCCUGCCAUUUUCUCUGGCAAUUUUGGUGUCCAAAUGGACGGCCGAUUUCAUGGAACCACUCAGUAUCUAUGAUCUUCUAACAAACAUGAACUCUUACCCAUUCCUGAGCAACAAGCAUAAGCCGAUAUUCACCUCGAAUCUCGAGGAUAUUGUUCCUCGUGUGCGGCGCGAGAGGGUCAUCGAUAUCUCGAACUCCCCGUUAGUAACUGCAAGCAGUCUCCGAGCUAAACUCGAGGUCGUGCUCAGAGCCGGGGAAGUCGAUGGUGGCCUGCCUAUCAUCCGAGAUGAGAUUCUCGUGGGCCUGAUCCCCGCACCUGAUCUAGAAUUCGCCCUAGAUAAUUUGGAUGAUGAACCUGGUACUCUCUGCCUAAUGGCAAAAGUCCUAUCACUUGAUGACUCGGAUGAUGAAGCUGAAACUGAUCCUACGGAUUUCACGCCGCAUAUUGAUCCUGCGCCGCUGGCACUCGAUAUCAAUUCACCCAUGGACCUUGUAUACGAAUGUUUUGUCAAAUUAGGCUUGAGAUAUGUUUGUGUGACUAGAGAGGGACGGUUCGCCGGCUUGACGCACAAGAAAACAUUUGUAAAAUACAUCCGUGAAUUGGAAGAGAAAGAGGGUCAUAUUCGACACUAG
This is a messenger RNA of Venustampulla echinocandica, 2673 nucleotides long. Its product is annotated as putative voltage gated chloride channel protein. The transcript is spliced from 7 exons. Gene Ontology annotation, biological process: chloride transport; transmembrane transport. Gene Ontology annotation, molecular function: voltage-gated chloride channel activity. Bases 1 to 2673 code for a protein of 890 amino acids. The record is from RefSeq and is a predicted model, not a curated record. Lineage: Eukaryota; Fungi; Ascomycota; Leotiomycetes; Helotiales; Pleuroascaceae. Gene Ontology annotation, cellular component: early endosome; membrane; Golgi apparatus.